Molecule: messenger RNA, 1705 nt
Organism: Paramecium pentaurelia
Lineage: Eukaryota; Ciliophora; Oligohymenophorea; Peniculida; Parameciidae
Source: the annotation of a GenBank genome assembly
AUGGGAUGCUCUUUUUAAAAGAAGAAAGCUAUGGGUUAAAAAACACAGCUUUUUCGAACGGGAGCUGAUAUCUUGGAUGAAGUAAAAGAUGUAGAUAUAGAAAUCUUUGGUGUCAUACUAGAAUUAUUAAGAAAGGAGCAAGGUAAAGAUUGCAUUGGAUUUUUAUCAGAUAUUGGGAAUCAGAAACAAUUAGAAUUAUAAAUUUUAUAAUAAUUAAGGAAUAUUACCCAAGCUGAUAUAGAAUAGAAAUUGUCUGUUAUUGGAAAUGACAUGAAAUAAAUUACAAAUUUAUUAAAAAAAUUAAAAAAUCAUGACUUCAAUUACAAAGACUUUUCCUCUAAAGAGAAUGAAGAAUCAACAUUAAGUUUAAUUUAAAGCAUCAAAGAUAAUAGAAGGAUCAUUGAAUUUUUGUAAUUUUUAGUUCACCUUACAGCUAUAGAUAACACUUUUAUCUAAUGUGGAUCUAAUUCAUUACAUACCUUAGUUUAGAUGAAGGUAGAUAUGAGUAACCAAUCUUUUGUAAAUAUCAGGAUGAAGAAUACUUCUUUAAUUGGGGGUAACUUUGUUAGAAGUAACUUGAGUGGAUCUGAGUUUGAUAAUGUAGAUAUCAGCGGAUUGAAUUUGAAUGGAGCUUAACUAUUCAAUUGUAAAUGGAAGAACUUGAAAAUCCAUGAAUUGAAUAGGUUGGAUGGUCAUAGUAGUUAUGUUAAAUAAGUCUGUUUCUCUCCUGACGGAAAUACAUUAGCUUCUGGUAGUGGUGAUUGUUCUAUUCGUCUAUGGGAUGUCAAAACAGGAUAAUAAAAAGCCAUAUUAGAUGGUCAUAGUGACUAUGUUAUGUCAGUUUGUUUCUCUCCUGAUGGAAAUACAUUAGCUUCUGGAAUUGGUAAAGGGUCUAUAAUAUUAUGGGAUACUAAAACAAGAAAGAAAAGAGCCAAAUUAGAUGGUCAUUCAUAUGGUGUAAUGUCAUUCUGUUUCUCUCCUGAUGGUAAUACAUUGGCUUCUGGUAGUGUAGAUAAGUCUAUCCGUCUAUGGGAUGUCAAAACAGGAUAAUAAAAAGCCCAAUUAGAUGGUCAUAGUGACAUUGUUAUGUCAGUCUGUUUCUCUCCUGAUGGAAAUGCAUUAGCUUCUGGUAGUUAUGAUAAGUCAAUCCGUCUAUGGGAAAUCAAAACAGGAUAAUAAAAAGCCAAAUUACAUGGUCAUAGUGGAUAUGUAAUGUCAUUCUGUUUCUCUCCUGAUGGUAAUACAUUGGCUUCUGGUAGUAGAGAUAACUCUAUCCGUCUAUGGGAUGUCAAAACAGGAUAAUAAAAAGCCAAAUUAGAUGGUCAUAGUAGUUAUGUCUACUCAGUCUGUUUCUCUCCUGAUGGAAAUACAUUAACUUCUAGUAGUAAUGAUAACUCUAUCCGCCUAUGGGAUGUAAAGACAGGAUAAGAAAUUAAAUCCUCUGAUAAAAACUACAAAGAUAUUCUUGCAUAAUUAAAAAUCCCACUCUAAUAAAAUAGUGCAAUAUAAGAAGGUAAUAUUAUUUUUUUUUGAUAUUUUAGCAUCCAAUUACAUCACUACACUCCUCAUAUCUUAAUAGGCCAUAUUUUAAGCAUAAGGAGCACUAAUUUUGAGAGGAGAGUUUAUCAAUCAAUCAGGUAUAGACUUAAAGACAUUGUUUAAACAAAAAGGAAGUUGCAUUUUAGAAGACCUUAAGUAAAAGUGA